Messenger RNA from Arabidopsis thaliana (thale cress), 2440 nucleotides. Its product is annotated as rRNA processing protein-like protein. NCBI's taxonomy places the organism in Eukaryota, Viridiplantae, Streptophyta, Magnoliopsida, Brassicales, Brassicaceae. The coding region runs from base 907 to 2250 and encodes 447 amino acids. The record is from RefSeq and is marked reviewed. The transcript has 14 exons. Gene Ontology annotation, cellular component: nucleus.
AAACAUACAAAACAAUGUAAUCAUUCAUGGUCCAUAUUUAGGAAUUAGGAUCAAGGGUUUAUAAUCCCAGGUCCGACCGACCGAAUCGUAUAAUCUGGUCCUAUCAAACCAAAAUUAAAACAUUUAAACCGGAUUUUUGGUUGAACCGGCCGGUUCAUGGGUUAAGCGAAACCUCUAGGGUUUUAAUAUUUCCAGAGUUGGUUGAGAGCUUCUUCUUACUUUUACUUUUCCUCUGCUCGUAGACAGCUUUGUGCUUGAGACGAUUCCCAGUUUCUGCGAUUCCAAGUCGAAGAUAUAACCUCUCCUAUUUGCGUCUCAGCUUCUACAGAGCUUUUAGGUAAGCUCCUCUGCUUGUAUGAUUCCUUUUAAUUUUCAAAAUUCACUGCUUUCUCUUGCGUAUCUGCUCAAAGUCUCUCCCUUUUUCAUUUAAUCGUUUCUCUUCCUGAAACAUUCGAACUCAUAAACUAGUUUGAUUCAAAAGUUUUCUUGCUUUAAACUUGUGUUAGCUCUAGAAUGUUGUUCUUUGUAAUCUGUUUGUGACAUUGUGGUGGAGAUGAUGAAUGUUAAAGUAAAAGGUCUGAGCAGGUUAUGAGUAAAGUGUGUGGCUUUUGAUGUUUAAUUUAGUUACGAGGAGUCAAUCUUUGAACUUUAUAGGAGAGGGCCCUUGUCCAUGUCUUGAGCCAUGGCAUCUGUGGCUCCGCAACCUCUCCAACAAUGAACCUGAUUUGUGUGUGCAAUCUGAUGGGUCGAUUUUUAAAGGCUUGGGGUUGCUUUCUAUCAUUGAUUGUCAAUCUAGAAUUCUCCCUAUAUACAUUUGUCUCCUUGUGCUUCCUUAUCACCAAUUAGCUACCCUCGUGAUUCUGCACUGAUCAAAGACCCUUUGACUGAUCCACGUGAGCUGUUUUUAUGAGAUUAUCUAUAGCAUUAAAAGUUGUUAAAAUGGCUGGGGGGUCAAAGAGGUCUAAAAGAGCAAGACUUGACAGUGAAUCGGAAGACAUAAGCGACCAAGAAAACCUUAAGGCCGAAAGCGACAAUGAAGAUGAUCAAUUACCUGAUGGGAUAGAGGAUGAUGAAGUAGAUAGCAUGGAAGAUGAUGAGGGAGAGAGUGAGGAAGACGAUGAAGGAGAUACCGAGGAAGAUGAUGAAGGAGAUAGCGAGGAAGAUGAUGAAGGAGAGAACAAGGAAGACGAGGAUGGAGAAAGCGAGGACUUUGAAGAUGGAAAUGAUAAAGAGAGUGAGAGUGGCGAUGAAGGUAAUGAUGACAAUAAAGAUGCUCAGAUGGAAGAGCUUGAGAAAGAGGUCAAGGAGCUUCGUUCACAAGAGCAGGAUAUAUUGAAGAACUUGAAGCGUGAUAAGGGUGAAGAUGCUGUUAAAGGUCAAGCGGUGAAGAAUCAGAAGGCUCUUUGGGAUAAGAUUCUGGAGUUCAGAUUCUUACUUCAGAAAGCAUUUGAUCGUUCAAACAGAUUACCACAGGAGCCUGUGAAAUCGUUAUUUUGUUCAGAAGAUGAGGAUGUCUCAACAGCAUAUACAGAUCUAGUUACUUCAUCUAAGAAGACAUUAGAUUCCCUCUUGGAGUUGCAAGAGGCUUUGUUUGAGAAGAACCCCUCGGUUGAUCAACAAGUGAAUGCAACAGCUAGUGAAGAAUCCAAUAAAUCAGAUGCAGAAGAUAGCGAUGAAUGGCAGCGAAUAUCUGACUUGCAGAAAAGAAUGUCUGUGUUCCGAAACAAGGCUGUGGACAAAUGGCAGAGAAAAACACAAGUCACAACUGGUGCAGCUGCUAUUAAAGGAAAGCUCCACGCCUUUAACCAGAACGUUAGUGAACAGGUUGCUUCCUACAUGAGGGAUCCAAGUAGAAUGAUUAAACAGAUGCAACAAUCAAGAUCUACUGUUGCUGUUUUUGGAACUGUCCCUCAGGAAGCCAUGGAACCAAAUCCAGAGGAAAAACAAGAAGAAGGAGACCCUGAACUUGUGGAAGAUGCUGAGUUCUAUAGGCAGUUACUAAAGGAGUUUCUCGAGACUAUCGAUCCAGCUUCCUCAGAGGCGGCUUUCUACGAGAUGAAGAAGUUCCAGACGAAGAAGAGGAAAGUUGUGGAUCGACGUGCCUCAAAGAGCAGAAAGAUCAGGUAUAAUGUUCAUGAGAAGAUUGUCAACUUUAUGGCUCCACGACCAGCGAAGAUUCCUCCAAACACGGCGGAUUUGCUUAAGAAUCUCUUCGGUCUCAAGACCAGAAACGUUCAGUCUGAAGCUUAAUAUCAAACAAACCACAAUUUUGAAACGCUGUAAUAGAUCGUCCCUUUUUCUGUGGUGUGUUGUAAUACUACUAUUGACACCGUUUCUAUCGAAAGCCAUAUGUGAAAGCAUCUAGUUAAUUUUUGUUAAAAUCCAAAUGAAAUUUUUGAUUAACAACGAAACGAGUAUUAAGUAACACAAGAGUUGGAUG